AUGACUCUUUUCAGAUCCGAACUUCCCCUAGAUUUUGCAGUCUUAGCGAUCAAGCUUGCCGCAGAAAGAGCUCUUGACAAUCUGUCUUCCCUUUUGCAACUGAAGUAUCAAAUUUUGAACCUGCAAAAUGUCGAAUUCGAAGCAAUUUGGAUUGGAGUUGCUGGAUAUGAUCGGCCUCAAAUGAAAUCAGCGCUUGACUCGAAGUUGUCAUCCAUAUUCCGAUUGGCCAAGAAUGGAGUUCUAAAAGUAUCUAAUGACAUUCAAGUACUGGCAUCGGCACCUUCACUUCACCAUGACACAGUGGUCCAUCGUCCUGCAACCAACAUCGUCCUCAUUGCCGGGACUGGAAGCGUUGCAGUGAAGUAUCACCAUGACGGAUCGACCGGGGAACUGGUCCCGAGUGGGAGUUCUGGCGGAUGGGGCCAUUUACUUGGUGACGAUGGGUCUGGCUUUGACCUAGGUCGAUCUGCCAUACGAUCUACGCUCUUUGCUCUUGAUAUCCUGCGUCAUUCCUCAAAUGGGGAGCCUUCCUUGGAAAACAUCGAAGAGAUGCUAAGCCCAUUUUGUCAAAAGAUUCUCGAUCAUUUUGGUAUCUUGCAAGACACCAAUAAUAACUACGAUCUGCUCAGUGCUAUAUUGACAAAUACUUGUCCCGAAAAUCGCUACCCCAAAAACAAGAUCGCUAGUGUGGCGAGGCUAGUAUUGGACGUCUUUAAGCCUCCCCAACAGGAUCAGCAAUCAGCUGAUGAUGCCAAAGCUGGCAGUGAAGCCCACGAUAUCAUCAGCCAGGGAAUCCGAGGCCUAAUUCGCAUGCUGAAACCUCUCCUACCACAGGCAGCUGGUUCUGGAAAUUGCAAUCUGAUAUUAGGCGGUGGACUGCUUGCAGGAAAAAAUGAUGCAUACCGUUCUGAAUUGACAUCGGAGCUAGAAAAAGAUGGUAUUAUCCCUCAAAUUAUCUCCUCAACCACAGUUGUCAACGACCCCUGCAGUCUAGGGGCGACGAUGCUGGAAUCAACAUAUCUGAAGAGACAUGUAGGAUAG
Messenger RNA from Trichophyton rubrum CBS 118892, 1041 nucleotides. RefSeq lists its product as uncharacterized. Bases 1 to 1041 code for a protein of 346 amino acids. NCBI's taxonomy places the organism in Eukaryota, Fungi, Ascomycota, Eurotiomycetes, Onygenales, Arthrodermataceae. The transcript has a single exon. The record is from RefSeq and is a predicted model, not a curated record.